AUGCCCCGAAUUCAGUUACGUCUCAGGACCCCAAGUGGCCAAACCCGCCUGGAAGUCGACGACGAGUCCAUCUUGGAGGACCUGGUGGCUCAGAUAAGAACGGCCACCAAGAUCGACAAGUUUUCACUCAAAUACGGCUAUCCUUUGAAAGACCUGGACAUCAGCGCGGAAGCGCAAAAAGCCACGCCCCUCAAAGAUCUGAAGCUGCGUGGUGAGACCAUCGUCGUUGCUCCUAUUGAAAGUAGCGCUCCUUUACCGGCGGCAGAGCCAGAAAAGCCAAAGUUUACGCCAAAAGGGAUCGAGCCAGAUGAGACAUCUCUUGAGUGGCCCGAAAGGGGCGGAUAUCUAGUUCUCCGUGUGAUGCCUGACGAUAACAGCUGCAUGUUCACAGCAGUAGGCGGCGCCCUCUCCAUCGCCAACGCCUCCUCCGUCCUCCGCCGGCAAGUAAGCGAUUACAUCCUCUCCCAUCCCACCGAAUACACCGCCGCCAUCCUUGGCUCCCCGCCCUCCGUCUACGCCAGUCGCAUGCUGCAGUCCGACGUCUGGGGCGGCGCCAUCGAACUCUCCAUUUUAUCCGACAUCUACAACAUUGAAAUCUCCUCCCUCGACGUCAAGAGCCUCCGAAUCGACAAAUUCGGCGAGGGCAAGUCCCUCCGCAUUUUGAUCCUGUACUCAGGGAUCCACUACGACAGGAUCGCGUUUGCGAUGGAUCUGAGUUACCCCGUGGAGGUGGACGUGACCAAGUGGAGCACGGAAGACGACGAGGUGCUGGAUAAAGCGAGAAAGCUGGCGGAGCAGCUGCAAAGGAUGCAUUAUUAUACGGACACGACGGAUUUCGUCAUCAAGUGUGAGAUGGACGGGUGUGGCUGGAUUGGGCAGGGGACGAAGGAUGCGGCGAGGCAUGAGAGGGAGACGGGGCAUGGGAGGUUUGGGGAGAUGGAGAUUAAGUGA
Messenger RNA from Sordaria macrospora k-hell, 951 nucleotides. RefSeq lists its product as uncharacterized. Lineage: Eukaryota; Fungi; Ascomycota; Sordariomycetes; Sordariales; Sordariaceae. Gene Ontology annotation, molecular function: cysteine-type deubiquitinase activity. The record is from RefSeq and is a predicted model, not a curated record. Gene Ontology annotation, biological process: protein deubiquitination; endoplasmic reticulum unfolded protein response. Gene Ontology annotation, cellular component: cytosol; nucleus.